AACAAUAGUCUCACAACUGUUCCAACCAGAUGGACGCGACUACUCGAUGAACCGGUACUUAACGGCUGGUCUCUCUAUAAAUGCUUCAUCAAACUCCUUCGAAUCUUUCACACUCACACUUCAAUAUCAACUAAACAAAACAAAAACAAAAAACCAUGGAUAUCACUGAGUUCAUCGAGUUAAUUCCCGGGUUACCGAGUGAGCUCGGUCUCGAGUGUCUCACUCGCUUGCCCCACUCGUUACACCGAGUCGCGCUCCGAGUCUGCAGCCAGUGGCAAUGCUUGUUCCAGAGCGAUGAAUUCUACUCUCACCGGAAGAAAACCGGCCACACCAGAAAACUCGCCUGCUUGGUUCAAGCCCAAGAACCGCCACCGCACAAUGAAGAGAAACAGGCAAACGGGUCAUCGCCACCGAGCUACGGGAUAACCGUGUUCGACCCGGAGAGUUUUGUCUGGGACCGGGUCGACCCGGUUCCGGAAUACUCUUCCGGGCUGCCUUUGUUCUGUCAACUUGCGAGCUGCGAGGGGAAGCUUGUGCUGAUGGGUGGGUGGGACCCGGCGAGCUACGAGCCUCUCACGGCGGUGUUCGUCUACGAUUUCAGAACGGGUGAGUGGCGGCGAGGGAGGGACAUGCCGGAGAAGCGGUCGUUCUUCGCGACCGGGUCGGGUAACGGUCGGGUUUAUGUUGCUGGCGGGCAUGAUGAGAACAAGAACGCGCUGAACACGGCGUGGGCGUAUGACCCGAAAAAGGAUGAAUGGUUCGGGAUGGCUCCGAUGGGUCGGGAGCGUGACGAGUGCGAGGGAGCGGUGGUUGACGGCGAGUUCUGGGUGGUUAGCGGCUAUGGUACUGAGAGGCAAGGAGCGUUUGAUGGGUCAGCUGAGGUGCUGGAUAUUGGGUCGGGUCAGUGGAGGCGGGUUGAUGGUGUUUGGGAACCGGGUCGGUGCCCCAGGUCUUGCGUUGGAGUGGAGAAGAGCGGGAAGGUGGUGAAUUGGAGCGGGGUGGACCCGGGGCUCCGAUCCGGUGUUUGUGGUGUGACGGUCGGGUCGAGAGCGUUGGUGACUGGAUCCGAAUAUGAAGGGUCAUCAUCAAAUGGGUUCUAUUUGAUUGAAAUGGAGGAAGGGCAAAAGUGUAAAUUGAAGAAGAUGAGUGUGCCUGAUGGGUUUUCUGGGUUUGUUCAAUCAGGGUGUUGUGUUGAAAUCUAGUUAAUUAGUAGUUAGUGUAAGCAAAGUGAAGUGAGAAUAUGCCAUCUUCCACAAAUGGAAAGAAUGCUAGUUAAGUAGUUAUUUUGAUUACUUUUCUUUUUUUUAAAGUAAGUGGGAGGUUAGAACCUGAUUUUUUCUUUUUCCAGGUUACAAAACAGAUGCUGCUAAUGUUUUGUUUUGGAAAAGAAAAAAUGUUAAAACAUGUGAUAAAUUCAAGAUAUACUUCAGAAAAUGGAUAGACAGACUGUUUAUCUUUUGAAGAAAACUUUGGCAAUUUAGCAUUGUAA
This is a messenger RNA of Lotus japonicus, 1489 nucleotides long. Its product is annotated as F-box/kelch-repeat protein At2g44130-like. The record is from RefSeq and is a predicted model, not a curated record. Lineage: Eukaryota; Viridiplantae; Streptophyta; Magnoliopsida; Fabales; Fabaceae. Bases 156 to 1202 code for a protein of 348 amino acids. The transcript has a single exon. Gene Ontology annotation, molecular function: protein binding. Gene Ontology annotation, biological process: negative regulation of cytokinin-activated signaling pathway; regulation of phenylpropanoid metabolic process.